This is a messenger RNA of Hyaena hyaena (striped hyena), 2108 nucleotides long. RefSeq names its product lysine acetyltransferase 5 (gene KAT5). The transcript is spliced from 14 exons. The record is from RefSeq and is a predicted model, not a curated record. Gene Ontology annotation, molecular function: histone acetyltransferase activity. The coding region runs from base 120 to 1688 and encodes 522 amino acids. Gene Ontology annotation, biological process: regulation of DNA-templated transcription. NCBI's taxonomy places the organism in Eukaryota, Metazoa, Chordata, Mammalia, Carnivora, Hyaenidae.
GCGGUGUCUCUCAGAAAUCUUCUUCUAAAGCGGCUUCAGGAGGCGCGGGCCUACGGCGCGCUCGGUCCCGGAAGUGACGUCUCCCAGAGGGGCCGGAAGUGGCAGUGGAGGGAGGGAAGAUGGCGGAGGUGGGGGAGAUAAUCGAGGGCUGCCGCCUGCCCGUGCUUCGGCGGAACCAGGACAACGAAGAUGAGUGGCCCCUGGCCGAGAUCCUGAGCGUGAAGGACAUCAGUGGCCGCAAGCUUUUCUACGUCCAUUAUAUUGACUUCAACAAACGCCUGGAUGAAUGGGUGACCCACGAGCGGCUGGACCUAAAGAAGAUCCAGUUCCCCAAGAAAGAGGCCAAGACCCCCACCAAGAACGGACUUCCUGGGUCCCGCCCCGGCUCUCCAGAGAGAGAGGUGAGGAAGACCCUGGACCUAUCUCUACAGCCGGCCUCCGCCCAGGCCAGCGGGAAGACCUUGCCAAUCCCGGUCCAGAUCACACUCCGCUUCAACCUGCCCAAGGAGCGGGAGGCCAUUCCCGGUGGCGAGCCUGACCAGCCGCUCUCCUCCAGCUCCUGCCUGCAGCCCAGCCACCGCUCAACGAAACGGAAGGUGGAGGUGGUCUCACCAGCAACCCCGGUGCCCAGCGAGACAGCCCCAGCCUCAGUUUUCCCGCAGAAUGGAUCAGCCCGCAGGGCAGUGGCUGCUCAGCCAGGGCGGAAGCGAAAAUCAAACUGCUUGGGCACUGACGAGGACUCCCAGGAUAGCUCAGAUGGGAUCCCGUCGGCUCCACGCAUGACUGGCAGCUUGGUGUCCGACCGGAGCCACGACGACAUCGUCACCCGGAUGAAGAACAUUGAGUGCAUCGAGCUGGGCCGGCACCGCCUGAAGCCGUGGUACUUCUCCCCGUACCCGCAGGAGUUGACCACGUUGCCCGUCCUCUACCUCUGCGAGUUCUGCCUCAAGUACGGCCGUAGCCUGAAGUGUCUGCAGCGUCACUUGACCAAGUGUGACCUGCGACAUCCUCCGGGCAACGAGAUUUACCGCAAGGGCACCAUCUCCUUCUUCGAGAUCGAUGGACGUAAGAACAAGAGUUAUUCCCAGAACCUGUGUCUCUUGGCCAAGUGCUUCCUCGACCACAAGACGCUGUACUACGACACAGACCCCUUCCUGUUCUACGUCAUGACAGAGUAUGACUGUAAGGGCUUCCACAUCGUGGGCUACUUCUCCAAGGAGAAGGAGUCCACGGAAGACUACAACGUGGCCUGCAUCCUGACCCUUCCUCCCUACCAGCGCCGGGGCUACGGCAAGCUGCUGAUUGAGUUCAGCUAUGAACUCUCCAAAGUGGAAGGGAAAACAGGGACCCCUGAGAAGCCCCUCUCAGACCUUGGCCUCCUAUCCUACCGGAGCUACUGGUCCCAGACCAUCCUGGAGAUCCUGAUGGGGCUGAAGUCAGAGAGUGGGGAGAGGCCGCAGAUCACCAUCAACGAGAUCAGUGAAAUCACCAGCAUCAAGAAAGAGGAUGUCAUCUCCACUCUACAGUACCUCAACCUCAUCAAUUACUACAAGGGCCAGUACAUCCUCACACUGUCGGAGGACAUCGUUGAUGGGCACGAACGAGCUAUGCUCAAGCGUCUUCUUCGGAUCGACUCCAAGUGUCUGCACUUCACUCCCAAGGACUGGAGCAAGAGGGGAAAGUGGUGACCAGACACUGUCCACAGCAGUGGCAACAAGACCGAAGCGGGGCUGACAGCACGUCCCAGCCUUCCCAGGGCCCCCAAGAGGCACACCAGGGGAGGUGGGGCUGAGGACAGCUCCAUAAGGAGAGGACAGGCCUCGUAGGGCCUGGGCCCGCUGGAGCCCAGCACCAAGGCGAGCUCAGGGCUCAGGUCAACUCCAAGGUCAGCUGGCUGCGGGCCUGGGCCUGCUGUGAACCAGGGACCGAAGGGAGCCAGGCAGCUGUGUACAGUGACGUGGGGGGGAGGGGUGCACUCUGUACAGGGGACUAGUGACUGUAAAAAUUUCUUUUGUAAAGUAGGAGUUGGGGUGGGUGGGUUCUGGCUGCAAAAUUCUGGCCUCUCUUGCCCUCACCGCCUGUUGGCAAUAAAUUGUUUCUAUAAGCCA